CGAAUCAAAAGUGCCUGAUUGGCUCGCGCCCUGGCAAAGUGUCCAGAGGAUCGCAACAUGGGUACCAGGGGAGCACGGAGCUCCAUUCAAGGAUGGCAUUUACAAUUGACGACUCCGAGGGCCAACACGCUACUUACUGAGAGUGGAGUCAUUUGCUUGGACAGUUCACAGAGUCGCAAAGGCAAAGCUGUUGCUAAAAAAGUAAAAAAGUAACCGUUUGGCCAAACUGUCGUUUGUUUGGUUUACUUUCCCGUCUUUUUUAGUUGUGCGGACCAUUUUCGGGGUUCAAUCCGUUGACCCGUGGCACCGUCACAAGGGCAUUUUGUCCCCAUCCUCCUUCGACUUCGACAUCGACACACCCUCUCCGUUUUAGCUCACAACCUUGACUACCGCCCUCCAGACCGGCAAACCGGAAGUGCUGCCUCUCGGGUCACCGCCGGUACUAGAAACGCAGUUGCGCCUCCAGAAUGAGCCGAGAUGCGCAGCUCAGCACGCCCAUAAUGGACCCGACCAUCGCAGCAACACUUGGGACGUCUACCCCUCGGCGGAACCCUCUACUCUCCACGCGCAUGCAGUAUCGCAGCCGCCCCGUCUCGAUAGCCGUCGACCCGGUGUCACUCGUUAUAUCCGAGUGCAUAUCCAUCACCUCGGCCAUCCAGAAAUAUGCCCGCUCUCCGCACUCGUCCGUCUCCGCCAUCCUCGGCGGCAGCCCCAACCUCAUCCAGCUCGUCCCGCCCACCGCCGGCGCCCGCCGUACACGCAAGCCUGCCCCCGAUGCCGCGGCGGACGGUGUUGACGAUCUGGCAGCGACAAACAGGUGGGGGUUGCGCGGGAAGAAGGGCAAGAGCAUGCAGGACAACCCCCUGAUCUCGGGGUUCGGGAGGCUCCGGCAGGAGUUGGCGGGGGUCAAAGACCUUCACAGGUUCGACUCCCUCGUACUCCUCUACCCGUUCCUCCAGAUCAUCCAGGCCAAGGGCACCGCUGCCCCCGUUACGAUCCUCGCGCUGAGGGCGAUACAAAAGUUCCUGGCCUACGGCUUCGUCGCACCCGCCUCACCCCGCUUCGCCCUCGCCAUGCAGUCUCUCUCGGCGGCCAUCACCCACUGCCAAUUCGACAUUAGCGACUCGGCGCAGGAGGAGGUGGUGCUGCUCAUGAUUCUACACCUGAUGGAGGACAUGCUGUCCGGGCCGGGCGGGGAUAUCCUCAGCGACGAGAGCGUGUGCGAUAUGAUGGGGCGCGGCUUGACCAUUUGCUCACGGCCGCGAUUCUCGGAAGUGCUACGCCGGACCGCUGAGGCUUCGAUGGUGCGCAUGGUGCAGAUCAUCUUUGAGGACUUGAAGCAUCUGGAAGAGGAGGCCGGCGACGAGAGUGAAGCGCUGGACCGGCAGACGAGCGGGGAUAUGGACACCGUCAACAUGGACCCGGCCGCGAAUGGAACCGAUGUCCCGGCAACCGUCCCGGAAACGACGGAGGAGACCGUAGAGACGGCAGCUGUGGAAGCCGUGGAGGCCACCGCCUCUGGUGAGGCUGGUGAGGCUGGUGAAGCUGGUGAGGCCAGUGGGGUUGGCGAGGCCGGUGAGCCUGACGAAGCGAAGGAGUCAUCUACCGGACCGAGGCCGUCGUCAAGCUCGGAGAAGGAGAGCAUCCCUUCGGAAACACCCAGGGGCCCCAGUGCGGAGGCUGGUCGGCCAAGCACGAGCUCGGCCGCCGAAAGCGCUUCCUCUGUCGACCUCCGUCCCUACUCUUUGCCCUCGAUUCGGGAACUUUUCCGCGUCCUCGUGACCUUCCUCGAUCCCCACGACCGAAAACACCCCGACCAGAUGAGGGUCAUGGCCCUGCGGAUCAUCCAUGUGGCGCUCGAAGUAGCAGGCCCAUCGAUUGCCCGACACCCCGCCCUGGCAUCGAUCGCAGAAGACCAACUGUGCUGCUAUCUUUUCCAGCUCGUGCGGUCCGACAACAUGGCUGUCCUCCAGGAGGCGUUGAUCGUGGCCGGCACGCUGCUUUCGACUUGCAGAGGGGUUCUCAAACUACAACAAGAGUUAUAUCUGUCGUAUCUCGUGGCCUGCCUCCAUCCGGCGGUGGAGAUUCCGCGGGAACCGGGCAUUGACCCAAGCCUAUACUCCGGUAUCCCACAAUCCCCCAAGUUGGUCAAGCCGCCGCCGUCGCAAGCCGGCAGUGGCCGGUCUACUCCUGUGGCCGUCAAAGACCGACAGAAACUGGGGCUCGAGGGUGGCGCUCGGAAACCAGACGCCAGGCAAGCCAUGGUGGAGAAUAUCGGCGUGCUUGCGCGGAUGCCAACCUUCAUGGCCGAGCUGUUUGUCAACUACGACUGCGACGAAAACCGUGCAGACCUCUGCGAGGACCUGAUUGGGUUAUUGUCCCGGAGCGCCCUGCCCGACUCUGCCACCUGGAGCACAACAAGCGUGCCCCCGUUGUGUCUGGAUGCGUUGUUGCGCUUUAUCCAGUUCAUCGCCGAAAGGCUAGAUCAAACUCCCGACCUGGAUGGAUAUCCUGACCCGGGAGAGUUGAGAGAGAGGCGGCGCAGGAAGAAGCUCAUCAUCAAGGGCACCGGCAAGUUCAACGAGAGCCCCAAGGGCGGGUUGGCCUAUCUGCAGGAUAAGGGCGUGAUCGAGGACGCUGCCGAUCCGCUGUGUGUUGCAACGUUUUUGCAGGGAACUUCCAGGGUGAACAAGAAGAUGCUUGGCGAGUUUCUGUCGAAAAAGGGGAACGAAGCUGUCCUGGAUGCGUUUAUGAAGCAGUUUGAUUUCACAGGCAAGCGGGUAGACGAAGCGCUCCGACUCAUGCUGGAAACGUUCCGCCUCCCCGGCGAGUCGGCGUUGAUUGAGCGCAUCGUAAACUCCUUUACGGAAAAGUAUUGCACCAGCUCGGUCCCGAAAGGGGUGGCAAACAAAGACGCCGUCUUCAUCCUCACAUAUGCCAUCAUCCUUCUCAACACGGAUCAGCACACUCCUACGCUGAAGAACAGGUCGCGUAUGACGUUUGAGGACUUCUCGCGCAACCUUCGCGGGCAGAACGACGGCGAGGAUUUCGCCCCUGAGUACUUGCAGGACAUUUUCGACACCAUCAGGACCAACGAGAUCAUCCUCCCGGACGAGCAUGAUAACAAACACGCAUUUGAUUACGCCUGGAAGGAGCUCCUCCUAAAGACGGAGGAGGCGGGCCCGCUGGUACUCUGCGACACCAACAUCUACGACGCCGACAUGUUCGCCACGACGUGGAACCCUAUCGUGUCUUGUCUCUUCUUCGUCUUCAUGUCGGCCACGGACGACACCGUCUAUGCGCGCGUCAUCACCGGCUUCGACGAGUGCGCGCGCAUCGCGACGAAAUACGGCAACUCGGAGGCGCUCGACGAGAUCAUCUACCGGCUGAGCUACAUCUCGACUCUCGGCAGCGAGGCGCUCGCCAACACGUCGCUCAACACCGAGGUGCAGGUGGGGGAGAACAGCGUCAUGGUCAGCGAGCUGGCGGUCCGGUUUGGGAGGGACGUCCGGCCGCAGCUGGCGACGCUGGUGCUGUUCCGUGUUGUUACCGGCUCGGAGCAUGUCAUCCGAAAGAGCUGGAAGCAUAUUAUCCGUAUAUGGCUCAACCUUUUUGUCAACUCGUUGAUACCCUCGUUUUUCUCGACCGAGGCCGACAAGCUUGCUCUGCCAGCGAUCCCGUUGCAACCGCCAUCGCAGGUGAUUGACCGGGGUGCGAAGCAGAGCGAGGCUGGUUUCUUCUCGGCAUUCACCUCGUAUAUCUCGAGUUAUGCGGCUGAUGACCCUCCUGAACCGUCGGAUGAGGAGCUCGAGAGCACGUUGUGCACCGUCGACUGCGUGAACCAGUGCCACAUGGGCGAUGUGUUCGCCAAUGUUGCACACCUUCCUAGCCAUAGUCUGGAGGCUCUGGUGGACACCCUACUCGACCAAAUCCCCGAGGACAAUGGGUCAACCGUCAUCACGGUCAAGGCGGAGAAUAUUCCUCCAUCCCAGGUCAACGGGCAGAAACCGAGGCAGAGCAGCGCGCUGUACGACCCUGCGUUGGUGUACAUUCUUGAAUUCUGCACCGUCCUGGCGCUGCGUGACGACAGCACCAUCGAACUGCUUGGGAAGCGCGUAGUGGAGGCCAUCCAAACUAUCCUCCGGGAUGUACCGCGGUACCACCCGAUUCUUAUUGAGCGGGCCACCUUUUUCCUCUUCAACCUCCUCCAGGCGAGCUAUGACUAUGACUACGUCCGGGUUCCCAUCCUUCUUCACACCGUCUCAAGCUUCCCCAACGACACAUUAACCAAGGCGUCGGGCCUCGUGCUGCGCGGCCUCAGGCUCUGCACCGAGAAGCCCUGCCCUCUACGGAAUGAGAUCAUGACAUCGCCCGAUUUCUGGGUGAUCCUGCAGACCCUGGCCACGGAUGGCGACGCGGCGCCCGCCGUGUUUGAAAUACUCCAUAACGGCGUCUCGGAAACGCCGUCGGCCAUCAUGGCGGAUAACUACGAGGCAGCGCUCGCGCUACUGAACGAGUUUGCCUCGAUGGCCAGUGUUGGUGCCGUCGCGGAACAGGAGAACGAUCGGAAGCAGGGACGAAAGGGCGGGCGGCCUGUCAAGCAUGAAAAGCCGAGUGAAAAUUCCGUUGUCGAGCGCGGCGUCAAGGCGCUCAACAACAUCUACCGCAUGACGGAGCGCAUCCCCCACCUCAUGAAGCAGUCACAUCUCGAGAGCAGCGAAGCGUGGUCCGCCUACUGGCUCCCGGUCUUCCAGGCGCUCACAACGCAGUGCACCAACCCGUGCCGGGAGAUCCGGCACCUGGCCUUCAGCUCGCUGCAGCGGUCCCUCCUCUCGCCGGACCUGACGUCGGCCAAGGAGGAGCACUCGGAGUGGACGGCCAUCUUCGGCGAGGUGCUCUUCCCGCUGAUCCUGCGCCUGCUCAAGCCCGAGGUCUUCUCGUCGGACCGCGACGGCAUGAGCGAGACCCGCGUCCAGGCCGCCUCGCUGCUGUCCAAGGUCUUCUUGCAGUACCUGGUUGUGCUGUCCGAGUGGGAGGGCAUGCUGGAUCUGUGGGUUAAGAUUAUUGAGAUCAUGGACCGGUUGAUGAAUAGUGGGCAGGGGGAUAGUCUGGAGGAGGCUGUGCCCGAGAACCUCAAGAACGUGCUCCUCAUCAUGUCGAGCAACGGAUACCUCGUGCCGCCGAGCAAGGACCCGUCGAAGGAGGAGCUGUGGAACGAGACGUGGAAGCGGAUUGAUCGGUUCCUGCCGAACCUGAGGGCGGAUCUCGCCUUGGAGGAGGAGCCUGUGGCAGAGGCACCGCCGCCUUCUGCUGGUCUGCCGCCCCCUUCUGCCGGUCUGCCGCCGGUAGCAGCCGCUGGGGAAACAGAGACUGCUACGACGGAAGAGGCUACUUGAUGAAGGGAGAGGAGGUUUUGGUUUAGAGAAGGGAGAGAUACCAGGAGAUCUGCUCGAGGCCGCAUUUGUUGGAGUUGGCUGAGAUGGCUAAUUGUGCCGUUAAGCGUAAUAGAGUAGAAUAGAGAGCAUGUCUGACUACAUAUUGUGUGUGUAC
Chaetomium fimeti is the source of this 5550-nucleotide messenger RNA. RefSeq lists its product as uncharacterized. The transcript has 8 exons. Lineage: Eukaryota; Fungi; Ascomycota; Sordariomycetes; Sordariales; Chaetomiaceae. Gene Ontology annotation, molecular function: guanyl-nucleotide exchange factor activity. The record is from RefSeq and is a predicted model, not a curated record. Bases 468 to 5396 code for a protein of 1642 amino acids. Gene Ontology annotation, biological process: regulation of ARF protein signal transduction.